AUGAAACUGCCAGACGAAUCGAACGGUUCUGUAGUGUAUAGCGAGAUACGAAAGAAGCCAUCAAGUCACGAGUCAACGAAAGAAGUCAGCGAUAAAGAGGACGCAUCUGAAACGCGCCAAGCGGACGAAAACACUUCAUCGGACCAAGCGGAAAUGCCUCCUCCGCCGGUGCCACCAAAACCGCGUUCCGCCUCAGCAAUGGCGGAUCCCAUGGUGCCUGAAUUGCCUGAGCGACGGGGAGUCCUACCAGCACAGGUACGACCACUUGUUCAACGUCCUCCCAGUCCACGAGAGGCGGGUAGAGCAACGCCAAGUAUCGAGCCUGAUUUAGUUGGGAAGGAUCGGUACGAUAAGGCUUCAAAGUGCUUCUCGUACGCUCCGACAAAAGCGCUGAAUGAGGCAUUCGAACGACCAAGGAAACCUGCUGCAGCUGCGAAAAUCGAACGGAAGGAGGAUGAGAUCCAAAAUAUCGAUCCGGAUGAAAUCAGCACUGUGAGUUGUGUACAACAGCAGUUGUAUAAAUAA
Molecule: messenger RNA, 525 nt
Organism: Haemonchus placei
Lineage: Eukaryota; Metazoa; Nematoda; Chromadorea; Rhabditida; Trichostrongylidae
Source: the annotation of a GenBank genome assembly